This is a messenger RNA of Rhododendron vialii, 1362 nucleotides long. RefSeq lists its product as uncharacterized. The transcript is spliced from 5 exons. NCBI's taxonomy places the organism in Eukaryota, Viridiplantae, Streptophyta, Magnoliopsida, Ericales, Ericaceae. Bases 1 to 1362 code for a protein of 453 amino acids. The record is from RefSeq and is a predicted model, not a curated record.
AUGGUAUUACAACGGUUGGUCAAAAGGUUUGAGGGUGGCUCUUCGGAUUUCAAGAACGUGUUGUGGAAGUUUACUAUCGAGCGGGGGUUCGAAUAUACUUUGUCAAAAAAUGACAAGGUUCGUGUUACUGCACAGUGCAAAUAUCGAGCGGUCAAAAAAUGCAUGUGGCAUGUGCAUGCCAGAAUAAUGCCAGGGAAUGAGUAUUUCCAUAUCUUAGGCAUGGACCUAGCUCACACAUGUGGUUUUGCCGUACGAACGCUUACUAACCCACUUGCCACAGCGGAGUUGGUUGCUGACUUAGUUGGCAAUGAUGUUCGGGCCAAAAGCACGAACCCGGGCAGCCACAUUGAAUUGGAAAGUGACGAGGAAACUAAGCGGUUCAAAAGGUUGUUUGUUGCUUUCGGUGCAUGUUUGCAAGGAUUCAAUCAGUGUCGCCUCCUAAUUUUCCUUGACGCAGCCCAUCUUAAAGGGAGGUAUAGGGGGACAAUAAUGGCAGCCACUGGGAAGAAUGGCAACCAAGGUAUUUUUUCAAUCUGUUUUGCAAUUGUUGAUGGUGAAACUUACAAAAAUUGGCGUUGGUUUUUGGAGCAUUUACGAUCAAUACUUGCGCCUGGGAGGGAUAUCACCUCCAUAUCGGACCGUCAUAUGGGGUUGCUUAUGGCUAGGCGGGACAAGAGGAAUUUAAGAGAUCAUUUGAAAGGAACAACAAGAGCUUAUAGAAAGAGGGUGGUGGGUGAAUUUGUUCGUUGUGCAUAUGCUCCUACACAGGAGAUUUUCCACCAAAACAUGACUAAGCUUUUGAGUCGUGAUGAUGGUAAGGUGGAAGAAUUCCUAACAAAUUUACGCUAUGAAAAUUGGAGCAACGCAUUUUUCUGGGGGCAACGGUACGAUGAAAUGACAUCCAAUGUUGUCGAAUCAUUCAAUGCAUGGAUUGAGGGUGAGAGGCACCUUCCGAUCACAAUUCUUGUUGAUGAGUUAAGAAAGAAAAUCAUGAACCUAAUGUCGGAGAGGAGAGAAGAAAUAAGCAAAUGGGGAUGCCAAAUUUGCCCAGAAAUGGACAAAAGGAUGAGGGCAUCGUUCAAUGAAUCGAGGACAUGGGUAGUCAGCGCAGCCGGUGAUGGUGUCUAUGAGAAAUGGCAACUUACUGGGUUUCCAUGUGCCCACGCUGUUAUCGUGCUUUUAUCGAGCGGGAAGGAUAUGACCGAGUAUGUUGACCCCUACUACUUUUCACAAACAUUCCGUGCCUCUUACUCCACCUCGAUCCACCCGAUACCAACUGUGUGGAUGCCUGAGCGUCCGGUUGAUGAGGAUUUUCUCCUUCCUUCACCUUUGCAAGAAGCCACCCGAGAGACCCAAGAAUAA